ACGCACCUCUGUUUAGAAACUGGGAAUACUGAGGACCCUUUCCUUUCAGUCUAUUUAAUUGGUUAGAAUUUAUGCCAAUAUGAUCCUCAGGAUCUCUCUCUCUCCUUUGCCUUUUUUGGGUCUCCUAACCUUUUCUCCCAGUUCCACAUUCACAACGGAGAAACAAAAGACUAGUCCUUUUGCUUAGAGAGCUCUUGGAUUCUCUCUUUGUUCUACUCCAGAGGCGGUUCCUCCCCUUCCUCUGUCGCGGCAGCAGCCAUGGAUGACUACAGACGAAGCCAUAUUCCUGCAUUUGGUAACUGGGAUUAUGCCAAUGAUCUCCCUAUUACUCAGUACUUCGAGUCUGCUAGACAAGCUGGGCUGAUUCGUUACAGCUCUGAAGAGCGUGAUUUGUAUGUUGUAGACGAUUUCUAUGGAGAUGAUCUUAAGAAACCCGUCAAGACUGUUGUUUCUCGCCGCAAGGCAAAAGGAGGGGAAAAACGUUAUCCAACGCAUGUCAAGGAGCAGAGGAAACAAGGUAGAGUCUGUGACGUGACGGAACAGCCAAGCUCAGAACAGAAACCACAUUCAUAUCAUCCACCUAGAGCUCCUAAAGCUGUUGAUGAAGAUCUGUACAAAAUUCCCCCGGAGCUCCUUCACAACUACCCUCGUAGGAAGAAGAAAUUGGGUUUCUUCUCAUGCCUAGUGCCUGCUUGUGCUGCUUGAUAUGUUUAUAUGGUGCACACACUUGAUGUGAUAUAUGUGUGGUGUAAGGAUUUAGGAACUUGUGUUUCCACAAAAGGUUGAUGACAUAUUGUAAACCCCAUGAUUAUAUUUCAUGGAAAAGGAGAAAGAAGGAAAAAAGAUGCUUUCUUUUUGGUGUUUUUGAUCUUAUAGUAUCUGAUAGUGCUUGUAAAGCCAAGUUCUUGAACCCUUUUUGGUUCUAGCCGUGGUUCCUACUUUGAAUCUUUGUUGACAUUGAAAGAACAGAGAAUAGUGUUAAUUGGAGUUUUGGAAACGAAGAAUAGUUUUGAUCUUUA
Messenger RNA from Macadamia integrifolia, 1019 nucleotides. RefSeq lists its product as uncharacterized. The record is from RefSeq and is a predicted model, not a curated record. Lineage: Eukaryota; Viridiplantae; Streptophyta; Magnoliopsida; Proteales; Proteaceae. The coding region runs from base 259 to 705 and encodes 148 amino acids. The transcript has 4 exons.